Hyla sarda is the source of this 1302-nucleotide messenger RNA. RefSeq lists its product as uncharacterized. The transcript is spliced from 2 exons. Lineage: Eukaryota; Metazoa; Chordata; Amphibia; Anura; Hylidae. The record is from RefSeq and is a predicted model, not a curated record. Bases 418 to 1176 code for a protein of 252 amino acids.
GUAAGGAGGGAGGCGAAGGACCCUGCGUGGUUGCAGUCCCUACCAGAAGGGGUUAAAGUUAGCGCCGGGCCUUCCCGCCCACGCAAUCUUGCAGCUCCGCCCAGCAAGGUCUCUGCAGUUACGGCAGCCAUUUUGGGGGAGCCUCAGAUAGAAGAAGGCGCAGCCAGCGCAACUAAAAAAAACGCAAAGUGCUGCAGCAACCUAGAGUUCUUCUUAAAGAGACAGUACACUAUAAAGCUCUGGAUUUUCAGAUCACCGCGCUCAAGUCUCUUAUCAAUGCACUCACGUUCCAGGUCACCGCACUCAAGUUCUAGAUCAGUGCACAAGUGCUUCAUUUAAAGGGCCAGCGCAAACCAGCUUCAUUAAAAGGGCCAGCGCACCCAAGCUUCAUUUAAAGGGCCAAAGCAUCAAGUCAAGAUGUCAGCACAUACAGCACCAUUGCCACCACCUGCCCAGCAGGAUGGGGGUGCUCCUGCGACCACACCAGGGGGGUCACCACAACAAGCAAGAAGAAUGCUGCCCACUUCACCUCCGUUUCAACCUCUCAACUUGGGAGCUCCUGUAGCAGCACCUGUCUUCCUGGGGAAUCCAGUCCUCCGCACCUACAAUAGGGAUCCCUUCACACUGCGUGACUUCAAAGAAAAGAUACAGAGUCUCUUUGUUUUACAUUCUUUUCCCCCUAAUCAGCAGGUGCAGUUACUUACAGGACAGCUACAGGGAUCUGCAUUGGAAGAGGUCCGCACCUGGCCAGCUGCCGACAAGGCUACAGUGGAGCAGAUUUUUGAGGGACUCUAUCCAGUGUUUGAGUCUCACUCCCCAUCUGAGUUACGGCUAAGGUUGUCCGAACGACGUCAGGAAGAGUCAGCGUUGGGCUUUAAAUGGGCAUCUCCGGAGGUCGAGGACCACACCACAGGAGUAACUACUACUGGUCCAGAACCAAUCGGCCGGAGAGCUGCGCAACACCACCUGAAGACACUACAGGCAGAACAGAAAUCCGUCAACCGCCAGGGGGAGAUCUGUCGUGUAAGAAUUCAAGAUACACGGUCUGUAACCCUCCAACCACAGACGGAGACUAUCAUUUGGUGCCGUGCCCGACCAGGGGUGAAGAAUCAAGAUUACCGGGCCGUACUAGAGCCAAUUCAAUUGGAAGACUAUGCUCUGGUACGUGGAGUCUAGUGACAGUGACAAAUGGAAAAGUCCCAGAUCAAGUGGUUAACCUAUCGCAUGUCCCUACCAGGCUGCCCAAGUAGACUCCAGUCGCUCAGCUAUAUCAUUUGGAGACCAAGGAUGUGUUGUCAAAGU